Molecule: messenger RNA, 5305 nt
Organism: Xenopus laevis (African clawed frog)
Lineage: Eukaryota; Metazoa; Chordata; Amphibia; Anura; Pipidae
Gene: faxc.L
Product: failed axon connections homolog L homeolog
Exons: 6
Coding region: 2331-3551 (406 amino acids)
Cellular component (GO): cytoplasm
Source: RefSeq, a predicted model, not a curated record
AGCCCCAAAACGUUGCAUUUCUGUAAACACGCAAGGGGACCUCCCUGCUUGAACUUGCCGUGAGUGCCAGUGUACUUUUGUAUUUGACUACUUGGGAGGGUGCCGACCCCUCCAACACCGUGCACCAGGCAUAUAUCUUUGAAGGCCAGGGUGUGCAAGCAGGCCAUAUUGUCCAACCCUUUUAUAGUAACCAUGUUCCCCAUUGGAGGUGCGGGCUAAUAGAAGAGUGUGAGCUCUGUUCCAUCUGAACUGGGUUGGAGCUCCUGGUUCUUACAGCCAUGUGAAUAAUGAGUGAAGCCUGGUGAUGUGUGGUGUAUUAUCCUGCCAUUGUUUACACAGCAUAAUAAAUAUGACCCUUAGAUUGAGGAGUAAAGCAAUUUUGCCAGAUUAACUCCCAUGUUUAUACAUCUGAUAUGAUUAACCCAAGCAAAAUGGCAUAAAUAACUCCAAUAAAUGUACACCAACUUUAACUUGGAGUAAGUUGUACACCAGAUUUAUAUGGAGAAAUAUGGUUACCCAGGUUUGCUAAAGUGGGGCUCUACAAUUUAGUUUAUGCUAUUAUGUGAAUUAUUCCAAAAAGCAGGGUCAGACUGGGCUCAGACCCCCUCUCCCGAUCUGCAGACCCUACAAAAAAAACAAAACAAUUUGCAGCACCGCGCAGUAGGGGGGGUCUGGAGGGGCACCUGGACACCAGUCCCGAUGGGCCCCGGGCCCCUUAAUCCGACCCUGCCACCAUGAAAUACAUCUCAGUCUAGAAUUGUGACUUUACUUAAAAGAAGAAGGGCGUAGAGGCCUACAAACCCAAACUGUCAGCUGAGCUUGGUAUAGAAAACAAUCAAUUUUAUUUAGCAGCUAUAAGUGUUUUUGUGAGGUCUUCUUUGAUGGUAGACCAAUCUUAAAGAGGCCAAAAUAGGAAAACCAAAAUGCCUUAAAUGCAACUAGUGUUUCUCAACAGGCAGCAACCCCCAUAUAUGUUGCAAAAAGUUCCAAAUAUGAAAAAAAUGUUACCCGGAGAGCAACAAUGUAUUUUGACGUGCCUAAAGCGCAAAUCUGGGAGUGGGCACCAGGUACCUUCACUGCCUCAUCUUGGCACUCUGGCUGGCGAGUGUGGCAUUUGUGUGCGUCCUAUUUGGCGCUGCUACCGGCCUUGUUGCUCAGGGCCAGCUUGUUGCCCAGCCUGGUCCGGCACUGGUGUUUUUAUUGUAGGAAUGUCACACACUAAACAUUUAGGCUUAAAAGCCUUCCUCAUGUGCAUAAAUAAGUGACAAAAGCAAACCAACAUUUAAACCUUUAACCCCACCAAACAUUUUACCAGCUCCAUGAUGUAUCCAGGUACAAUAGCUUUAAUGAGACAAAAGAAGUACUGCCAUCUAGUGUCCUGCUCCCUAACAGCACCUUCAAAUAACAGGUAGACCCCAUACUAUGUAUCUCCCUUACCCCCAAUUUCUUUAUCAUGCCUUCAUGUUUCCACAAGUCCUAUACCUUUUACAUUGUUUUCCAAAGUUGGCUUUCACUACCCCAAUUCAUAUCCAAUGAUUUCCUCUCCCCUACUCCCCUUAGUUACUGUGAUAUCCCCACCCAUCCCUCAUCUCUUUCAUUAUUUGCUGCCUGCACUCUCAGCCGUCGGAAUGGUUUCAUAGUGUAUGUGCAGGACAGCUAGGGGUGACAGGAAGAGUAAGGAGAGUAAAAGAAGGGUUAAUGUCAGUGGGAGGCCGGGUGGGUUAGGGUGAAUCACAGAGAGCAGUGUGGUGAGUCAGGGACACGGGACUGGCUUGGGGGUAGGUAGAGGUGCAGGGUCGUUGCCUAGGUUACAGCGUUGAGAUGCGCCCCGGUACAUGGCUAAACCGGCUGCUCGGGGGCAGGAUCAAUUUGACUCAAAUAUUGGGCUCUUAAUUUAAAAGAGAAGAGGGUUGCAAUAUUCUUUGUUGUGACAGCUGUUCCGGGUAGCAGACGACACCCCUCUAGGCACACACACACACUGACGCUUAUUUAGAGCACUGAGGGCUUAUGUUGUGCUGCUGAUGUCAUGCGGAGGCUUCUCUGCUCACCCCCAUACGUGAGAUCAUUAGCUGGGCGCUCCCUUGGAAGAUGAUCCCACUCACUGCCGGUCCCCGAGGCACAGACUGGUGACAUCAGCUGAGCACAAAGAGGAAGCGGAGAGCAGCAUCCGAGCUAGGGGAGGAGAUCCAAGUCUUCCCCAAUGUGAUACUGUUGCUGCCUCCUCCUGCAUCUUAAUCUGUGCUCAUCUCACUGGCACCCCCUGCUCCCUCGCACCUUCCCUCUCCCUUCAUGCAUCUCCCGGGGUGCAGGGGACGAGGGCAGCCCACAGUAUGUACUGGGGUGUUGGUCUAGUCUCGUCCAGACCUUGUGUAGUGGAUCUGAGCCGGAAUCAGACGUUGUCUCUGUGCUGGUGCUGGGGGUCGGAGGAGCAUUGCUCUGUUUAUGGGGACAUCGUCGCUUUCCCUUUGCAGGAUUACGGCGGCGUUAUGUCCGGGCUGGGAUCUGAUUCCUGGUGGAAGAAAACCCUCUAUCUAACUGGGGGCGCCCUGCUGGCUGCUGCUGCAUAUCUCCUUCAUGAACUACUGGCAAUCAGGAAAGAGCAAGAGGUAGAUUCUAAAGACGCUAUUAUUCUUCACCAGUUUUCCAGACCAAACAAUGGAGUUCCCAGUUUAUCCCCAUUUUGCCUGAAAAUGGAAACUUACUUAAGAAUGGCUGACUUACCAUAUCAGAAUUACUUUGAUGGGAAGCUGUCACCUCAGGGGAAAAUGCCUUGGAUAGAAUACAAUCACAAGAGAGUGUCUGGCACUGAAUUCAUUAUUGACUUUUUGGAAGAGAAACUUGGUGUUAACUUGAACAAACAUCUUAAUCCACAUCAAAGAGCUGUAUCCAGAGCCGUCACCAAAAUGGUGGAAGAACACUUCUACUGGACAUUAGCAUAUUGUCAGUGGGUAGACAAUCUUGAUGAGACACAGAAAAUGCUUAACAUUACUGGACCUCUUAGUGACUUACUGAAGUGGAUUCUAUGCCACAUUACCAAAGGAAUAGUGAAACGGGAAAUGUAUGGACAAGGCAUAGGGCGCUUCUCUGAAGAAGAAAUAUACAGGUUAAUGGAGAAAGACAUGCGAUCUCUUGCUGGACUUCUAGGAGAUAAAAAGUACCUCAUGGGACCAAAGUUCUCAACUUUAGAUGCAACAGUCUUCGGGCAUUUAGCACAGGCAAUGUGGACCUUACCAGGAACAAGACCUGAAAGAUUAAUUAAAGGAGAACUCAUCAACCUCGCAAUGUACUGUGAAAGAAUCAGAAGGAAAUUUUGGCCAGAAUGGCACGAUGACAAUGACAACGCAACGUACGAAUCAGAUGACAGCGGGGAGGACAGCAGAAUGAAUACUCCAUUCCAGGACUUCAGCUAUUAUUCAAGGACUGGUACCUUCGAGGACGACGGGAUGGAGAACAGUAUUUCCCAAACUCCUGACACAGAUUUCACAGGACAUUCACUCUUUGACUCCGAUGUAGACAUGGAUGAGUUUACAGAUCAUGAGCAAUGCAAGUGACGCACACCAAGCCUCAGUGCUAAAUUCUGCACAUACUUCAUACAGUCUAGUUUAGUUAGAAUAAAUAAUACAGGUUUUGCACAUAUUGUUGGCCUAAACAAGCCUUAUGUCUUUGAGACAGGUUUAACUGCUAGGAAUAAAAGCCUGUUUAGCAGAGGGUGGUACAAUGGUAGCCUCUGAGUAGAGCAGGGGGGACUCUUGGUUUCAGGGGUUUAGUUUUGACAAAGGUAAAAUGUGAAGAUUUUAAAACUAGUAAGAACUCUGCAUUAUUGAGAAUAAAUUCAGUACAUUUCCUCUUGUGCACAACUGAUGAAUGAAACACAUUACUCACAAGGUAUUAUCAACAACCUAUUCCUAUUCAGACAUUAAUUAAACUCACUUAAAUGGCAAGUUCAGUAAUGAUCUUUUUCAUAUGAUUUAGACAGACCCAUUUAAAGACUAUUCUAGUUGGUUUUUCGAAUGAUUUUGUUUUUUGUUCUGCAGCUUCCACCUUUGGAAAUGGUAAUCUUUUAAGUAAGGGUCGCACAGCUUAAUAGUCUGCCAAUAUUCAGAAUGGCAGAAUAGAAAUGAAAUUAUUUCAAUCACUGAAAAUGAAUCAAUGCAAAUAGCUGCUAAAAUUUACUGUCUUUAUCAUACUAAAAGUAUGAUCAGGACUUCGAUCAGCAGACAGCGCAGAAUUUAGUGGAUGGGCGUCCUGAGGCCACGUGGUCCUAGCUCCCAGUUGUGCGGUCCCAGCGCCUGCCCACAUACUCCCCUCCCCACGAGCGCGCAUGCGUGCCAGCACCGGAGCACUGGGGAGCUGUGCUCCCCAGAAAGCGGCUGGGAAGCAUGCCGCCUCUAAUAUUUUGCCACCCUAGGCCUGUCAGCAGGUCAGCAUCAGAGAUGCGGAUUCUCAGCUUCUGUUUCUCUGCAGGCCGCAGAGAUCCCUAAAAAAAAUCCCUAAACAGUACCCUACAUAGUCCCCCUCCCUGCUCUCCCUCUGCAAGAUGACUCCCAUGAACUCUGCUGCGCUUACUCUGCACCUAUUGGUGGGUAAAUGAUUAGGGGCACUUAUAGGUGUUAUCACCAAUGUGGGUGGGGGAGCAGGGAGGGGGGACUAUGUAGGGUUUUGGGUAGGGGUUUUAAUUAGUGGGUGGGUUUGAGUUCUCCUUUAACCCUCAGUAAUGCCUGCUAUCAGUAUUUGGAGAACUAAAGAUUGUCUCUCUUUCAGACAGUAGGGGUCAAUUACAAAGGAUCUGGAUGCAAGUGCUAGAACCAUAAAGGGUGGAUUUACCACAGUGUGAAAGUUGAGAUGACCACAGAAGAACUCACCCACUUUUAUGGGAUUUUUGGAAGCAUCUUUAUGUGAACUUUCACCCAUUGAUAAAUACGCUUCUAAAAAUCCCAUAGGAAUGAGUUUCCCAUUGCAAACAUCAUGCCCCUUAGUGCUCAUUUAGUAAGCAUUUUGUCCAGGGACUUGCUGUGCUAUGAUCUGCUGCAUAGGGCAGUGCUAGUGGUAUGCUCUUGUGCCCCAGCCCAACCCUCAUGACGCAGUGCUGCUAAACACCAGCAGUAUUGUAUUCAUGGGCAGAUCUUUGAACACCCACCCACCUGGGCAAAGUGUAGGACAGGGUGCCAUUGUGCAAAAAAUGUCAGAUUGUGCCACUUUUGUGCACUUUGCAAAUUAAACCUAUAAUGUUUUUAAAUUUACCCACAAUGCACUGUGUUUGUUAAAGUGAUACUGUCAUGGGAAAAAUUUUUUUUUUCAAAAUGAA